UUUAUAUCAACAACUAGCAUGCUUCUCUUUAUCAUAAUAAAACACAGUUGAAAAUAAAGAGAAUGGCUUCUCUUGCAACCCUUUAUGGCUUCCAUCAUGGUUCUCUUCUAAGAACUCAGUUCCUAGGCCAAGAUCAUAACCUCACACACUACCCUCUAAAGCACCCUUCAUAUCAUCACAACAAACCAAGUUUUGAACCUCAUGCCAAGUUCAACAUAGUUGAGAUCUUGGGAGGGAGAGGGAUAUGCAAUGGAGAAAAAGGUCUUCAACAAGAGCUUGAAAGGCAAGUGGUUGAAAGCCGGCAACAAGCGCAACCGCGGCCGCAACCGGAUAGUGGUGGCGAAGAGGAGGAGGAGGAGGAGGAAGAGAACUUUGAGGUAUCAGAAGAUGCUUUUGAGAAGGAAAUGAUGGGGCUAACUGGUGGGUUUCCUGGUGGUGAGAAAGGGUUGCAGAAGUUCAUUGAAGAAAAUCCACCUUCCAAAUCCAAACAUGGAAAUCUUCUUGCCUUGUCACGUUGAGUAGAAUCCAAAUUCAUCAAUGGAGUCAUAGGUUUUCAGUUCUCUUUCUGUAAAUCCUCUCUUUCUUUUGUUUUUGAGUUAUAUGGUAUUUGUACUAUGAUUUUUGACAAACUUGAAUGUUUGUGUUACUCUUUAAUAAUUCAUUCUUAGAAAAAAAUGCAGAACUUAACAUCAA
This is a messenger RNA of Arachis duranensis, 693 nucleotides long. Its product is annotated as NAD(P)H-quinone oxidoreductase subunit S, chloroplastic. Bases 63 to 518 code for a protein of 151 amino acids. Lineage: Eukaryota; Viridiplantae; Streptophyta; Magnoliopsida; Fabales; Fabaceae. Gene Ontology annotation, biological process: photosynthetic electron transport chain. The record is from RefSeq and is a predicted model, not a curated record. The transcript has a single exon.